AUGGCGGCUCGUCUGCUCCGGAGGAUGCUCGGGAGCCGCUUCCUCUUCCUCCGCUCCCCGCUGCGGAGCUCCGGCAGCGUUUGGGCCCGCGCUGCCCGCGGUGGCACAGACACGGGCUCUCUGACUAAACAAGCUGAAGCAACUGUUGCUACAGACUGGAAAAAAAAAUUGACUCCAGAGCAAUUCUAUGUUACAAGAGAAAAAGGAACUGAACCGCCAUUUAGUGGGAUCUAUCUGAAUAACACAGAAUCAGGAAUAUACUACUGCGUGUGCUGCAAUGCCCCACUGUUCAGCUCAGAAAAGAAGUACAAUUCUGGGACUGGAUGGCCAUCGUUUUCUGAGGCUUAUGGUACUUGUGGCAGAGAUGAAAGUAAUACCAAUAUCACGAGACGACCAGAUAACUCAUUGGGAUCAAUUAGAACUGAAGUCGUCUGCAAACAGUGUGAUGCCCAUCUAGGCCAUGUGUUUGAUGAUGGUCCCACACCUUCGGGGCAGAGGUUCUGUAUCAACAGUGUUUCACUAAACUUCAAACCAGGCUCUGGUCAGUGAGAAGUGGAUCCCUCUGGCUUACAGAACAUCCUUUCACUGCUCGUACAACAGGCUUGUGAAAAACACUUUUAAUAUACAACUCAAAUUUUAGUACUUACGCCAUUGCAGCUUUGCUUUCCAGCUAUUAUCAGUGUUGAUAAAAUACAUAUUUUUGUGAUAACUCUUUGGCAGUCUGCCUUUCCAUGGUUAGUGUGAUGUAAGUGUUGAUCUGUUUAUUGUAUUUUUUUAAUUUAAAAAAAAUUAUGCAAUA
This is a messenger RNA of Gymnogyps californianus (California condor), 799 nucleotides long. It is a transcript of the gene MSRB2, whose product is annotated as methionine sulfoxide reductase B2. Gene Ontology annotation, cellular component: cytoplasm. Gene Ontology annotation, biological process: response to oxidative stress; protein repair. Bases 1 to 549 code for a protein of 182 amino acids. The record is from RefSeq and is a predicted model, not a curated record. Gene Ontology annotation, molecular function: peptide-methionine (R)-S-oxide reductase activity. NCBI's taxonomy places the organism in Eukaryota, Metazoa, Chordata, Aves, Accipitriformes, Cathartidae. The transcript has 5 exons.